UUCAGCCUUUUAUUUCACCAAGCUCUCACCAACCACUAAAAAUGCAUUUCAGCGGCUGUUUGGUCAUUUCCUGUUUCCUGUCUGUGGCUCUGCUCAGCGGUGAUGCCUUCAGGGUCCAACCUGCUCAGUGUGUGGACCGGCCCGUCUCGAGGUCCUUGGCUGGUCUCCGUCCUCGUCCCAGAGGGGUGAAGACGGGGGAGGAGCUAACGGCAAAGCUGCUCCGAUUGGACGAGCUGGUGAGGAUGGAGAAUGAUGUCAUGGAGCCGAAGAGGAAGAGGAGUUUCCCCGGCAACAACGGCCCACUGGACCGGCUGACGGUCAACUCCAUGGAGACCAAACAGGCGACGAGCAAGCAGAGUAAAGUUGUCGAGUUGCCACGGCGACGAGUUAAUCCUCCGCCUGUCGACAGGAUUGGAAUGAGUCGUCUACCAAACAGCCGAGGUUAGGCCACGCCCCCUCCCUCUGAGAGCCCGCCCCUCUGGACAGAUGCAUGAACCAGCCAAUCACAAACCACCGUCACCUGCUAAGCCACGCCUGUCAAUCACCCACGUCACCUCACCUGAACACGCCCCGCCCCCACACACAGCGCUGAACGUUUAACGAUGGUGCGUUCAAGUGCUGCUCAUACAUCCAUUACUCGACACGACAGACGAGUCUGUUUCAUGAUUUUACUAAUUAAACUUCACAAAUAUCAAACUGA
Molecule: messenger RNA, 700 nt
Organism: Larimichthys crocea (large yellow croaker)
Lineage: Eukaryota; Metazoa; Chordata; Actinopteri; Sciaenidae
Gene: ostn
Product: osteocrin
Exons: 5
Coding region: 42-446 (134 amino acids)
Biological process (GO): hormone-mediated signaling pathway
Molecular function (GO): signaling receptor binding
Source: RefSeq, a predicted model, not a curated record